AUGCCGCUUGCCGCCUCGACUCCGCUGCUGGACGACUUUCUCGUCGUCGCGCUACGCGGCAAGGAGCUCGAGCUGCUUUACAGCUUCACCGGCGGCACCGGCGAAGCCGCCGCCCGCACCUCCGCCGUGAAGCAGUUCUGCUUCCCCGACGUGGAGGACACGACUUCCCUGUCGCUGCAGUCCGAGUCCUUCACGCUGACCCUGACCGAGGACGACGGCUCCCGCUGCUUCGGCUUCUCACGCCGGCUGGCCAGCCUCGGCGACCUGCACCGCCCCGUCUGCCUGUGCGUGCUCUCGCGCCGGCCGUGGUUCUCGCUCUUCAUGCACAUGCUGGACAUUGCACAGCGAGCGGGCGAGCGGGCUGAGCACGACUGCAUCGGUGGCUUCAUCCCCGCCUUUGUCGCCGCGGCCACCGCCGCCCGGCUCCCGCCUCCGGGCGGAGCGCUAGCCGUGUCUGCCGGAGACUUCGGCAGCCACCGCCUGUACGCGCCUUACGACGAUGAGCGACCGACGGGCGUCUCAUUCGAGCCGCUGCUCUCCGCGCUCGGGGUGCCAAACACGGUGCGGCUCCUUGGCGCCCUGCUGCUCGAGCAGCGAGUCAUCUUCGUCGGCAGCCGGUGGGGUCACGUCUCCUCGUGCGCGCACGCGGCGCUCACGCUGCUUUACCCGCUCACCUGGCAGCACAUCUUCAUCCCCGUCCUUCCGACGGCGAUGCUCUCUUACGCGUGUGCGCCGAUGCCGUACGUGCUCGGUCUCCUCGCCCGCCACGCGCCCGCCCUCGCCAAGGAGCCUGUCGAGGAGGAG
Emiliania huxleyi CCMP1516 is the source of this 804-nucleotide messenger RNA. RefSeq lists its product as hypothetical. The record is from RefSeq and is a predicted model, not a curated record. The transcript has a single exon. Lineage: Eukaryota; Haptophyta; Isochrysidales; Noelaerhabdaceae. The annotation marks the transcript as partial.